This is a messenger RNA of Rotaria sordida, 711 nucleotides long. NCBI's taxonomy places the organism in Eukaryota, Metazoa, Rotifera, Eurotatoria, Philodinida, Philodinidae. The record is from the annotation of a GenBank genome assembly.
AUGGGUGUUGUUGGUUCAUUACCUUCUCUUCCUUCACCAUCUACACCAAACAAUACAAGUGAAAUGUCAUAUGAAGAAUCACCAGAUGAAUGUAGUUACUCUAUUAUGACGAUUCAUAAACAAGAUAUACAUAAAAACUUAUCAUCGAAUGUAAAUAUUAGUGAUGAUGAUGAUAAUAAUAAAUCAAAUGAUAGUCAGUGUUUUAUAGCAAAACCUCCUAGAAUUCUAAAAUAUGGUCCUAUAAAUGUAACUGUUCGUCCAUCUGCUGCACCAACAUUAGCAACUGGACGUCGUUCAAAAUUUACCAAACUUGACGGUGAUGCAGCUAUAAAACGUGAAUUACGACGUAAAAGAAAUCGUGAAGCAGCAAGAAAAUUAAAAGAAAAACGAGAAUUUAUUGAACGACAAUUAGAAAAAGAAAUUAGAGAAUUAGAAUCUGAAGAACAAGGUUUAUUAUUAAAAGUUAAAAAUCUUGAAUUAUAUAAAGAACAACUUGAAAUACAACAUCAACAGAUUAUUUCUUUUCAAGAAAAACUUACUCAAAAAACCAUGUCAACAUUAAAACAAGUUGAACGUAAUCGACAAAUACAUCAAAAUGUACCUGUUCAUUAUAAUGAUGCACAUAUAAAACAAGAACCACGUCCUCAAUCACCACGUCCUCAAUCACCACGUCCUCAAUCACCACAAUGGCAAUUACUUUUUAGUAUUUAA